UCCACGCUUUCGUAAAACAGAAAUCAUUGAUUCAAUUGAAAAGGAGUUUGAACACAUUAAGACAUUGAAGCAGCUGUUUAAGGCAUUAGAAAAAUAUGUCUCGUGGUUUAAUUUUGAACUUGUCGUCAAGUUAGUCAAUACUUUCAUUACUGAUGAGAGAGAUUUACAGAGGAAGUGGUCUACAUAUCGUGAGAAAUUAAAAGAUUAUUUUAAAAAUAACAAUACUAAAGCAGUUCAAAUUGCAGACUCAAUUGAGUUUGGUCUUUCUGAUGUUCCAGGCACUAAAGUAAUGAUUGCUAAGGUUGCCAGAGACGACUACACAUUAAAUGAUUUAUAUUUCUUUCACAAGCUAAUCGCUGAUGCACUUGAAGUUCCAGAUUAUGAUUUUUAUUUUUGUACAAUUGACAAUGGCUGCAUGGAAUUAAAAUAUUCCAUUCCUGAUUUUCUUUAUUCUGUUCUCUUUCUAUUAAACAAUCAACAGUGUGAUUCAUUGGCUGAGAUUGGAAUCAUAAAAAUUACUUGUCAUGGUUAUGUACAUGACAUGAAGCAGUUGCCAGAAAAUGAAUUAAAGAACCUUCAUGAUUCUCCUAUUGCAUGUUGGAGAGGAUUAAAAGAAGAAGUACAACGAUUGAUUGACAAGACUGGCCUUCAGGAAAGAGGUAAAAAUGGAUGGAGUCCACCAUUAGCUGCUUCAUAUGGUGGCCACAUUGAUGUCCUCUGUCUCCUCAUUGAUGUUUAUCAUUGCGAUCCUUCACAAGGUGAUGAUGAUGGUGUUAUUACUUUACACAUGGCCUCAUAUAAAGGCCAUCUCAAUAUUGCACAGUAUCUAGUUAGUGAAUGUCACGUUGAUCCAGACAUAGCAGAUAACUCUGGUAAUACAGGAUUGCUUUACUCAGCACUGGGUGGUCACGUUGACCUCGUGAUUUUGUUUUUAAAGAAGAAGUGUAACUUGUCUCAGGUGAAUAGAGAAGGAUCAACUUUAUCAUUAUUAGCAUGUAAGAGUGGAGAGGUAGCAUUAGUUGAUCAGUUUAAGCAGUUUGAUAUUUUCUCAGAAGAUGACCUUGAUUUUACUGGAUGUGGAAUAGUACAUUAUUGUGCUAUGAGUGAUAGUGUAGAGCUUCUAGAGUAUCUUUAUAAUAAUCAUAAAAGUGAAUUAUUUCAAAGAAGAGAUCGUUUUG
Amphimedon queenslandica is the source of this 1178-nucleotide messenger RNA. RefSeq names its product ankyrin repeat domain-containing protein 7-like. The annotation marks the transcript as partial. The record is from RefSeq and is a predicted model, not a curated record. The transcript has 3 exons. Gene Ontology annotation, molecular function: protein binding. Lineage: Eukaryota; Metazoa; Porifera; Demospongiae; Haplosclerida; Niphatidae.